UUAAUAAAGACAGGAAACUACCAGAGUAAUGAACCCUCUUUCAGUUUGUUAUUUUGUUAACAGGUUAAAAAGACAACUACCUCUUGGGAGAUCAUUUGUUUGCAUGGACACAAAGAAUAUUCCACAAAUUCUGCAGCAAAUUUUUACAUCUACUUUAUUAAAAUAAUUAAAUUUUAUGUAUGUUAUCAAGUUUAAAUUAGUACAAACUUGUUUUGAUUUGAUUGAAGAACUCAUUCGUCGAUAAUUAAGAUUAGAAUCGAAAAUAACAACGAAAUAUUCAUUUUAGGAUACAAAAUGCUAAAUCAAUUAUUUUUUUGCAUUUGAAUCGAGUUAAUAAUUGGGAAUUUUCAAGUUUCUAUUCUCUAUUAUUUUGCUGUUGACUUAUUAAUUAUGUGGUGAUGUAAAUCCCCUGUUCCCAGUGUUUCUUACUAACUAAUUUGGUAUAAAAACUUUCAUUGUAGAGGUAUUCUGUUAAAAAAUCUUUGAACAGUUUUUAUCGUGGGGUAUUUUUAUCACUACCUUUACCGUGUGUAAAUUCCUGUAUGAGCGACUAUAAUUUAACACCAAGCACAUAAAAAUUUUUGUGUGGGAUUUGUUCGACACAAGAACAAAAUGACACCCCGAAGAAAAAUAAUUAAACCUACGACCUCUGGUGGUAAAAAUAAUAAUGAAGGUGAGCGUUUCCAGGCACGCUCGUUCGUGAUUUAUUUUCCAAAAUAAAAAUAAGUUCGAGCACAAAUUAUAAUUAUUACCCGUGUGUAACACGUAGCCAUAUUGUUUGGAGCGUGUUUUGCUUAAAUUGUCGGAAAAUGGAUAAAACCAACGACCAGACGACGGAAAAAACUCCAGUGGAAAAAGAAGAUGUUAUUAAAGAAAACACGACUCCAGCUGCCUUACCAUUAAUAAUAACAGAGGAAUCUUGUGAUGACACUCCAAAAAUUAAAACCCUUUUUGUUGAAAGCGAGCACAGGUUACAUGAAACAAGCGAUUCUAUCUCAAGAACCAGUCAGCCUGACAGACCACUUUCUGCUGGCAGAGAACGCACACCUCCAUCUAGCACUCAAACAUCUCCAUCAACGAAGUCUGAUGUUCACCAAGUAACAAAUACGAGGAACUUAGUUGCAUUUGACACUGACCUUGGUGCUACAUACCCUGAUCGUAGUGACUCCGAAACUGAUUUAAUAAUUAAGAAACUGAAAGACACUCUCGCUACUCCUCCACCAAAUGAAUCUCAGGAUGAAGAGGGAACAUUUGCAACCUCUGUUCCUGAAGAGGAUAUUGAAGAUGCAAGAAGGAGACAGCAGAGGAGGAAGAUGGAGAUUGAAGCAAAGAUGUGGGAUCAGGAGAACAUGACACAGAGGAUGACCAUGAGUGAAGUUAUUGAUAAAAAAGUCCAAGAGCAUUUCAAUACUGGUGUGGAGCGUGCCAACCAAGGCCAGUUUGAAGCAGCUAUAACCAGUUUCAGUAAAGCUCUAAACCUGCAACCUAGAGAUGUAUCCUGUUAUGUCGAGCGUGCUGAAGCCUAUUUACAAAUGUGUGACUUCCGUUCAGCUCACCUUAACUACAAGCAAGCUUAUAUACUUGAACCACAUAACCCACAACUGUUCGAAAAACUUGCGUUUAUUUCUUAUUUAGAGGGUCAAUGCUUGUUUGACUUAGGACUUUACUCUGAAGCUUUGGAGAGUUUUACAAAAGCUUCCGAAAUGAAACCAACUGCUCAAUGUUACCAUACACGAGCCAUUGCAUGCUUAGCUGCCUUAGGAAGACAUCAGGAGUGUUUGGCACUAACUACUCGACAGUUAGAAGCAGAAACAACAGGGAAUCCCGAGCUUUAUGUUCUGAGAGCAAGACUGCAUUUGAAAUUCAAUAAUUUAACACUUUGUUAUUACGAUGUCCGAGAUGCAUUAUCAUUAGACUCUGAGCAGCCAGAGGCAAAAAAAAUGAUGAAAGAAAUUCAUGAAAAAGCUGAACGUGGAAAACAACAAGCAGUCUCGCUUACUAUACAAGGUAAAUUACAAGAAGCCUUGAGUAAGAUCACCGUGUCUGUGGAAGCUGAUCCAUCAAGACCAGAAUACCAUGUGUUCAGGGGUGCUCUAUACCGGAGAUUGCAAAAUUUUAAUGCAGCAAUUGAUGAUUAUUUGCUUGCAAUGGAUAAAGCUGACCAUAAUGAACAAGACCCAAUAUACCAGGGUGCUCAGAAGCAACUUCUUCUUACCUAUAAUGAUUUUGCUGUUUACUGUUAUCACAAGGGUUUCUAUGAAGAGAGUGUUGUGUUGCUGAACAAAGCUAUAAAAGGAGAGAAAACAGAGAAAGGAUUGUACAUUAACCGAGGAGAUUGUUUCUUCAAACUUAAUGAUCUUGGCUUUGCAUUAGCUGACUACCAGCAAGCUAUGGAAAUAGACCCAACAUGUUGGGACAUCAAAUGCAGGGUGGCUGUUGUACAUAAUGAACUUGGGAUCACUGCCUAUCAAGAAAGGCGAUACCAGGAAGCUGUGAAGAGAUUUUCGCUCGCUGUCGAGCAUAAUAAUAAAGUUGGUCAGUUUUACGUCCACCGAGCAAGGUCCAACUACAUGAUGCAAGAUGUUGAAGCAGCAAGGAAUGACAUCAUGUAUUCACUUCAUCUGGAUCCUAAUAAUGAAGAGAUAAUACCUCUUCUGUCUCGACUCUUCCCUGGUCGUUCCGUGAAAGAAGUCUUAAUGAGCAACUCUGCAGAAAAAGUUCGUAACUCCAUUCUACGUAUGAUGGGACCUACUAAGAAAUUACAGCCAUUGGAAAGUCGUCAACAAACAAGAGAAACAAGCAAAAAAGAUGAUGCCAAAGACCCCUCAAAGGCUAAAUCAAUAUCUGAAUCCCCUAUAAGUGAUGACGUGUUUUCUGUAUCUGAAGUUUCCACUCCCGGACCAAGAAAGAUGCCAACUGAUGCUGAGAUUAUUAGAGAAAAGAAAAAUGUUGCAGAUGAUUUGAAGAAUAUUUUUCGUUUCCCGCCAAGUCUUAAAUACACUGGACCAAGGGUGGCAAGUAACAUUCAACCACAACCACCAAGUAAUGCUGAAGCAUGGAUCAGAGUAGCGAGUCAGCAAAGCCAAUACGAGGACAGUUUAGAUGGAAAAUCAAGAUAAAGACGCCAGUUUAAUAAACUAGCUGUAUAGAAUCAUGAUGUGCUAUGAAACUUGUAUCUUUACAGUUUAGAUAAAUUAUAAUUUUUUAUUCUCGCGCGGCAGGGCGACGACAAUGUUAUAACACGAAUGUUCUGUUUCUCUGUGAUUAUGGUAAAGAAUCCUUAGUUAAGUUUUUAGAACUAUGGUUCCCAAAGGACCAAAUCGUAUGAUAUUGACGUUUAUGGGCAUCACAUGUCUAUACGACGGCUUUUUAUGUAUAGAUGUAUAUAUGUAUGUAUGAAUGUUACUUUAUCCUGGGCGGCGGGCAACUCAAGGAGUUUUGUUUGAUUCGGUAUAUCAUGUGACGGU
Molecule: messenger RNA, 3467 nt
Organism: Ciona intestinalis (vase tunicate)
Lineage: Eukaryota; Metazoa; Chordata; Ascidiacea; Phlebobranchia; Cionidae
Source: RefSeq, a predicted model, not a curated record